GAGAGGAGCUGAUCUACCUGGACCCCCACACCACCCAGCCUGCAGUAGAGCCCUGUGAGGACAGCCAGGUCCCUGACGACACMUACCACUGUCAGCACCCGCCGUGCCGCAUGCACAUCUGUGAAAUAGACCCCUCCAUCGCAGUGCUGUCCUUUUUCUCUGAUGCUCACCAGGGUUUCUUCUGCAGAACGGAGGACGACUUUGAUGACUGGUGUAUGCGUAUCCGCAAGUUGUCCCACACUAGAGCAGGACUGCCCAUGUUUGAACUGGUAGACUGUCAACCAUCUCACUUCGCCUGUUCUGUAGAUAUACUCAACCUCAACCCUGAUUUCUCAGACUCUGAUAGGUUGGAGCGGUUCUUUGAUUCUGAGGAUGAAGAGUUUGAAAUUCUGUCCCUGUGAUGAUCGAAUACAGUCAUAUGUCCCGGCAGAACCCCAACGAUUCUUCUCUGUAUCAGAAGGGAAGCCAUAGGGGCCAGGAGAUAUCAUCACUAGCCAGCCUGGCAACGAUGGCGUAGUGAUGUGUCACACAGUUGUCUUCUGAACAGCCACUGACUGCCCUGUGUCCAAUGAGGAGACUCCUUGCUAGGAGGUGGUGAUACAAGGUAGUGGGAGCUUUCAGGACCAAUUCAGUGCAUCUUCACAUGUCUCCAUUAAGUCUUAAUAUUUCAAGUGAUAUGGUGCCUUUACCCYCCCCCUCCCCAUAACACAGUUGACUAGUGUUUAAUCCAUAACGGUUUACUACUAUACUUUUUGCUUAGGUCACUGAUAUCUGAAGUCUGUAUUAACGGGAUGUAAACCAACAUUUGGUUGAGUGAAAUUCGCAGAUCCAAAUAGAUUAUCUUGUUCAUUCAGAGUAUCGUUGUUAUGUUAAAUCUCUCUGUACAAAAAAACACUGGCUCAUUGAUUUACUCAAUACACGAAGAUGAAUGAUGAACAGACCAUUUGAAAUGUUAAUAAGGACAAAAUAAGAAAUAAAUUUACAGCUUGGACAUUUA
This is a messenger RNA of Salvelinus sp. IW2-2015, 997 nucleotides long. NCBI's taxonomy places the organism in Eukaryota, Metazoa, Chordata, Actinopteri, Salmoniformes, Salmonidae. The record is from RefSeq and is a predicted model, not a curated record.